UAUCACUAUAGCGGUAGUAAACUGUUUUGGGAGGUUUUAUACUGCCGCAUUCCGAGUCUCCGGCCUCGAAAGGAGGGUGGUAGCUUAUUCUGUCACUCAAAUCCGAGAGAGAGAGAGAGAGGAAAUUGGUUGGUGCGGUAGGGGACGAAGAGGUGGUAGACUUCGAGCCCGAUGAAGAUGAUCUCAUGGACAAGGAGGCCGGCGCUGCCGAGGCCGACCCCUCGCCUGCACCCAAGCUCCGAUCCACGAUCGCCGGAAACGCCUUGGGCCCGGGGAAGACCAAAGGCAGAGGCUUCCGCGAGUCGGAGCUAGGGAUUUCGAUUCCCUCGAGGCCGAUGGCGGUCCCGAUCCUCAACGCUAUUGAGGGGUGGAUUAUACUGGUCACCAGGGUCCAUGAAGAGGCACAGGAGGAUGAUCUGCACAACGCCUUUCAUCAAUUUGGUCAGGUCAAAAAAUUGCAUCUAAAUCUUGAUCGUGGCACUGAAUUUGUCAAGUGGCAUAUGGAGCUAUAGUGUGCAACAACGGACACAAUGGGGUACUCUCUGGCUAUGAAGCACGAACAGGCUAUAUAUAUAUAUAUCCUCGUGAUUCUUGAGGGUAAGGAUUGUGAAUUGGUUGAUUCGUUGAAGUCUAAUAAUAGAUGUCUUGAUGCUCCAAACAGAAGUUGACACUGAUUAACAAUACUUGGCUAUAAAAUUUGUCUUACUAGUGUGUCUAGUGUGUCGGUCAACUAACGACAUGGUACGUGUUGUGUUCGUAACGUAUCAUGUGUUGGUAUGAUUGUACAUAUUGAUAACACAAAAAAAUAUAUAAAAUAACUUUAAAAAUUUUUAAAAAUAAAAAGAUUAGGAUUUUUAAGUUAGAAACAAAUACAAAUUUGGUAUAAUUUUAGUAAAAGAUAAUCUAAAUUAAGAAAG
Molecule: messenger RNA, 917 nt
Organism: Musa acuminata AAA Group (dessert banana)
Lineage: Eukaryota; Viridiplantae; Streptophyta; Magnoliopsida; Zingiberales; Musaceae
Product: RNA-binding protein Y14A-like
Exons: 3
Coding region: 186-512 (108 amino acids)
Biological process (GO): RNA splicing
Cellular component (GO): exon-exon junction complex; cytoplasm; nucleus
Molecular function (GO): mRNA binding
Source: RefSeq, a predicted model, not a curated record